Cucurbita pepo subsp. pepo (vegetable marrow) is the source of this 712-nucleotide messenger RNA. RefSeq lists its product as uncharacterized. The record is from RefSeq and is a predicted model, not a curated record. NCBI's taxonomy places the organism in Eukaryota, Viridiplantae, Streptophyta, Magnoliopsida, Cucurbitales, Cucurbitaceae.
GGCAGACCGAAUUAUGGAACAUUUGUUUGUUUUUCCUCGCGAAGAGAUCGUGUAGAGGGCGGAAUCGAAAUCGGAAUCGGAAUGGGGGCAAUAACGACGGCGGUGAUAGCCAUCGGAGCGGUGAUUCUUGGAUGGAUCACCAUCGAGACAGCUUGCAAGCCUUGCCUCGAGAAAGGUCGCGAGGCCAUUGAUCGCUCUCUCAAUCCGGAUUACGAUCCUGACGAUGACGUUUCCGAUAUACGCGCUCCUCUGAAUCCCAACGCUGAUUUGAGUCCAGAUCUUGAUGUUGUAAAGGCUUCUCAUCCAUCUUCGACCACUUCUGAGGUCGUCAAGGGCGUUUGAUUUCAUUUCAUGCCCUAAUUUCACCCUCUAAGUUUCUGUAUUUAACGGAUAAUAGCAUUUUCUUGUUGAAGAUAAAGGCUGUUUGUUCUUGUGAAUCGAAUUCUGGAUAUUUAGAUUCUUUGGUUCGUGUUGAUGAUUUCGCUUUGGAAUUUGUCUGCUGAUCGCCGGCUCUUGAAUUGCCACUUCAAGAAUGGUCAACAGGUAACAAUGUAAAAAUCUAUUGUUCUGUUUUGCUUGCAUUUGUUUCGUGUUUGGAUGUCUUGAAAUUGUUUGGUUACUAGAAAAACGGAAUAGAGAGAUUCAGAACUUCGGAAUGUAGAAAUGUUUUUAUAGUAUAUUGUAAUGUAACGAGAUGGAGCUUGAUUGUGCA